Messenger RNA from Brassica napus (rape), 1848 nucleotides. RefSeq names its product transcription factor MYB3R-5-like. The transcript has 8 exons. Bases 208 to 1746 code for a protein of 512 amino acids. The record is from RefSeq and is a predicted model, not a curated record. Gene Ontology annotation, biological process: regulation of DNA-templated transcription. NCBI's taxonomy places the organism in Eukaryota, Viridiplantae, Streptophyta, Magnoliopsida, Brassicales, Brassicaceae. Gene Ontology annotation, molecular function: RNA polymerase II cis-regulatory region sequence-specific DNA binding; DNA-binding transcription factor activity, RNA polymerase II-specific. Gene Ontology annotation, cellular component: nucleus.
GUGAUCCGACGGUCUGAAAGCACUGAAGGUCAACGCAGCAGGCUGAUAGAGGUCAAAUCAGAACACUUGUUCCAAACGCCAACUCUUUUUCCGUUAGUCUCCUCCUCUCUUUCUUUCUCUCUGUCGUUCUAACGGGCAAAGUUUUUUCGAAUAAAGUUGUCGUCUUUGUUUAGCGUUCCCUUCUUCUUCUGCUCGUGUCUAUCCUCGAUGAAGAGCUCCGGUUCGAAUCCAUUGGCCUUUUCACCGGCUAAGGAAAGAAGCGAAAUGAAAAUUGAGAUUCUCUGUAUGGAGAAUAAGCAGCCUACACCUGCUUCUGCAUCUGAAGGCAGUGUCAAUAUCUUCCUUUAUUCACCUCAACUCAAAACACCUGCCCCAGCUCAUCGGAGGACUAGUGGCCCUAUGAGGCGAGCUAAAGGUGGUUGGACUCCUCAGGAGGAUGAGACACUGAGACAAGCUGUUGACAAGUAUAAGGGGAAGAGGUGGAAGAAAAUAGGUUUAAAACUUCUUUUCUUGAGUGACUCAACUGAAUUUUUCCCUGAAAGAACACAAGUCCAAUGCUUGCACCGGUGGCAGAAAGUUCUUAAUCCUGAGCUCAUCAAAGGAACUUGGACUCAAGAGGAGGAUGCCAUAAUCGUUGAGCUUGUAAAAAAGUAUGGACCUGCCAAAUGGUCUUUGAUCGCAAAGUCUUUACCAGGUCGUAUAGGGAAGCAAUGUAGAGAAAGAUGGCACAACCAUUUAAAUCCUGGUAUUAGAAAAGAUGCUUGGACCACAGAAGAAGAAACUGCUCUCAUAAACGCUCAGCAAAAACACGGAAACAAAUGGGCUGAGAUUGCUAAAGUCUUACCUGGAAGGACGGAUAACGCAAUUAAGAAUCACUGGAAUAGUUCGUUGAAGAAGAAAUUAGACUUCUAUUUUGCUACAUGCAACUUGCCACCAUCAGCAACCAAGCUGUCUAGUGCAACUAAGCCUUUAAAGGAUUCUGAUUCGGUUACCCAAUCUUCUUCAGUUAAUAUAGAUGCAAAUGAAGAUGGAGUAGACCAUGUAGACUCUUCUUCAGAUAUGCUUGAAGAGUCAGGUGUGAACGAGUAUGCUUGUUCUCCAGUUUCUGUUGAGUGCAAGCCUCAGUUGCCUAACCUGAGACCAAUGUCACCAAGAAUCAACUCAAACGCUUUUGUCCAAAAGAAAGAAGAAAAUGGGUUUGGAACUCCAAGGCAUGGUAACCUGUACUACAAGUCUCCACUAGACUCUUACUUUGCAUCAGAAGCGGAUCUGCGACGUAUGUAUGGAUAUGAAUGUGGUUGCAGUCCCAGUGCUGUAUCAUCAUCACCUGUUAGCUUAACGAUCACUCCACCGUGCAACAAGGACAGUGGUUUAGCUGCUGCAACAAGAAGUCCUGAAUCCUUCUUGAGAGAAGCUGCUAGAACUUUUCCAAACACACCUUCUAUCUUUAGGAAAAGGCGAAAGGUUGUCUUGGCAAAGAAAACAGAUGAUGUUGUUAAUAGUGCAGUCAAGGAAGCUGAUCAAAAUGAAAACAGUAAAGACAGUGCAGUGAUUUCUCCAGUUGGGAGAGAAGCUUUGUUGUUGCUAGAGACGGUUGAUGAUUCAAAUGAAGUACUUACUUUCAGUGUGUCUCCGCCAUAUCGUGUAAUAGCUAAAAGAAGAGCUGUGUUCAAAUCAAGACAGCUUGAGUUCACAUCUGCAAAAGAGAAUCAGCCGGAAACAUCUGAGGAAGACAAGAGUGUGUAGAAGUCCUUUUCUUAAUGCAGAAAUCUUCUUCAUCUUGUGCAUACACAGCUGGAUAUUAUAUAUAUCAACUUAGAAAACUGCGAGUGAAAAUUUCUUAAUCUU